Ascochyta rabiei is the source of this 4419-nucleotide messenger RNA. Its product is annotated as ABC-type xenobiotic transporter. Gene Ontology annotation, cellular component: membrane. Gene Ontology annotation, biological process: transmembrane transport. The coding region runs from base 1 to 4419 and encodes 1472 amino acids. The transcript is spliced from 3 exons. The record is from RefSeq and is a predicted model, not a curated record. Gene Ontology annotation, molecular function: ATP binding; ATP hydrolysis activity; ABC-type transporter activity. NCBI's taxonomy places the organism in Eukaryota, Fungi, Ascomycota, Dothideomycetes, Pleosporales, Didymellaceae.
AUGGCCACGACUCCAGAGACCGAUCACUCCCCAAUGCAAGAGAAACCUACCCAAGCUGAUGAAGAACAACAGUAUGCUUUGCAAGUGGGAUGGAAGGCACUGUUCGCUUUCACUACAAACAGUCAUCUAGCGGUGCUGAUGAGUGCUCUCGCAAGCGCAGCUAUCGCCGCAGCCACCUUACCUGUUUUUUCCAUCAUAUAUGGUCUUGUCUUCGGCGCAUAUUCUGACUAUGGAGCUGGAAAAGCCAAUGGUGACGAACUACUAAGUGAGGUCACGAGGCUCUGUCUGAUCAUGACUGGAAUCGCUGCAGCAAGUUGGAUCUUUAACAGCAUUUUCUUCUUUCUGUUCCUCCUCUUUGGCGAAUUACAAGCCAAGAGUGCGCGAACUAGAAUCUUCGACGUGCUCAUCCGAAAAGACAUGACAUGGUUCGACAUGCGGGAGAGCGGCAUUGCCGCGUUCUUGCCUACAAUUCAGAUGCAAAUUCGCGAUCUGCAAUUGGCUGUCUCUGCGCCGUUGGGUGAAGGGCUUCAAUGCGCCGUUGCCGCAAUUGGGGCUUUGGGCGUAGCCUUCUACUAUUCGUGGAAUCUGACCCUCGUCAUCAUCUGCACAGUCCCUUUGAUCUAUCUUGCAGAAGCGUAUUUAUCGAAGAAGCUAUCCGCACGAACGCACGAUCAGGCGAACCAGCUUCAAAGGGCGUUAAGAUACAUUACCAACGCCAUACAGAGUAUCGAAACGGUGAAGUGUUUCAAUGGCGAAAAUCACGAGCUGCAGAUCUUUUCGAAAGCCGUGUCUCUCGCAGCUAUUCUCUACAAGCGUGUAGCCAAUAUGCGGUCCAUACAGAUCGGGCUAAUACAGUUCUUCACACUGACUGUGUUCGUCCAGGGUUUUGCUUACGGUUCGCACCUCAUUAAAUCCGGGUCUCUCGAUGUGGGUAGUGUUAUUACCACAUUCUGGGCAGCGUUGCUGGCAAUAGGAGGUAUUACAGGGUUUCUGCCGCAGUUCAUUGUCAUGCAGAAAGGCAAGAUCUCCGGCGCGAGACUUCGCGUUUUGAUGGAGCAGAUGUCUGCAGAAGACGAGCCACACGAAUCGAAAGGAAAAUUUGAACCCUCAAGAUGUCUAGGGGAUAUUGAGUUUAGAAGGAUCACCUUCUCUUACCCUACUCGACCUGACGAAAAUGCUCUUCGAGAUGCAACAUUAUUUUUCCCGGCAGGAGAAACCACCUUUGCUAUUGGCAAAAGCGGCUCAGGCAAAAGCACCUUGGGCCAGCUGCUCGUCCGAUUCUACCAGCCAUCUUCCGGUCAGAUUCUGCUAGACCAUGUAGCGCUCAAUGAGCUCAAUGUGCACUGGCUGCGACAAAACGUUACGCUGGUAGAGCAACACAGCGUCUUGUUCGACGAUACUAUCCAUAAGAAUGUCAUGCUGGGCGAUCGAAGUGGAACUGUAUCAACUGACGACGUCAAAAAUGCUAUCAGCUUUGCUAUGCUUGAACAAGUUGUAGAGGGUCUUCCGGCCGGUCUCGAGACACAACUUGGGGCGAAGGGGGGCUCUUUGAGCGGAGGACAGAAGCAGAGGAUGGCAUUGGCACGUGCCAAAAUACGUGAGACACCUGUGCUGAUACUGGACGAGUCUACCAGUGCCCUCGAUUGUGUUACGCGAGCCGCAAUCCUCCAAGCCAUACGCAAAUGGCGCGAGGGCAAAACAACUAUAAUCAUCACGCACGAUAUAUCCCAGGUUCAGCCAAAUGACUUUCUCUAUCUUCUCGACAAAGCUCAAGUCCUCCAGGAAGGUUAUCGUAAGGAUUUGGAAGCACAGCCUGGAGUUUUUCACUCUUUCCUCGCUUCAAACGAAAAGGAAGAAGAGGACUUUGAUAGCGAGUGCUCAUCAGAUGACGAGGAUGAUGACGUACAGACGGAUGAGCUCAUGUCACUCUAUCGUGAUUCUUGGACCAUGCCUACACCAGCCAGACGGCCACUCUCUGCAGUCUUGUUCGGACAGUCUGUAUUAUCUUCGUUUCAGAACGAAAGCUCCCUGGACCGGUCCGACACUAUCACCAGCAGAACGGACCACAUACCUACGAAAGUCACCGACGAAGAGAGCAGCAACCAUACCGAGCAUGACAUGUCGAACACUAACAGAGCUUCUUCUUUUGAGCCGUCACUAAAUGCGUUGUCGCCUGUAUCGGACAUUUUCGUUACAAAUCAAUUUAACACAGCACGGACGUCUAGAACUCUUCUCAACGAUCGCCUGUCAGAAGCCUACUCUUUCAAAAAGAAGGAACUUGGCUCACGGCCUGUUUCUCGGUUAUCGUCACAACCUGUGUCGAGGCAACCUGCCUACCCGGACCGACUGUCUAUCGUUACGAAUCGCACGUCACAACUACCCCUACCAGUGAAGCGUGAACGGCGAAAGAAGUUUCGGUCCAAGUUCACCCGUGAGACAAUCGCCGGGGAACAAAAGCUUUCUGAAGGCUCAUUACCAAUCACACAGAUUCUAGGAACUGUGUGGCCUACCAUUGACUGGAAGUCACGAGUUGCUCUCAUUGCUGCCUUGCUCGCAACGCUUGUGCAUGCAGUCGCUACACCGAUGUUUUCCUGGGUAUUCUCACAGCUUUUGGGCACAUUUUAUGUCUCAGAAAAUACGAAAGACGGAGCCAUAAAGUACAUUCUGAUCAUUCUGGGCAUUGCCGUUGCAGACGGUCUUGCCAGUUACUUUAUGUUCUAUCUUUACGAUAGUGUCGCACAAUCGUGGACGCAGACGCUGAAGACUGAAGCCAUGAAGCGCAUUCUUGCGCAGCCUCGCGAGUUCUUCGACAAAGAGGAGAAUAGUAUGGCACGCCUGGCCGAGACUUUAGACCAUUUUGCUGAGGAAGCUCGGAAUUUACCUGGACGCUUCACUGGCAUCUUCCUUGCUAUGCUUCUCAUGAUGAUCAUCUCCGUCAUCUGGAGUAUGGCUAUAUCCUGGAAACUGACGCUAGUCGCUCUCGCAUCUGGUCCUGUUCUGUAUGCCAUCACCAAGGCAUACAAUAUGAUCAGUAGCCACUGGGAACAUCUUGCGAACGAGGCUGACGAUCACGUUGGUCAAGUCCUUCACGAGACCUUUGUCAACAUCCGCACAGUACGUUGUUUGACUUUGGAAGGGCAUUUCCACAAAAAAUAUGAAGCAGCAACGACCAAUGCUGUUAAUAUCGGUGUGAAGCGCGCGAUCUACUCCGGGUCGAUUUUCGGCCUCCUCUCCUCAUCAGUUCUCUUUGUAACCAUUGCUCUCUUCUGGUUCGGUGCAUGGUUGAUUUCUCGAAAAGAACAUGCGGUGCUCGCUAUUACUGAGACUUUUAUGAUUAUCAUGCUGUCCAUCAACAACAUCAGCCAGAUGUCUCAAUACAUGACCCAAGUCAAUAUCUCGCGCGAAGCCGGUGCACGCCUUCUACGCCUCGCUCGCCUUCCUUUAACCUCCCACGAAGAUCUAGGAACUGUCAAGAUCGAGUCUGUCGACGACAUUCUUUUCAACAAUGUAUCCUUCACAUACCCGACCCGGCGCGACCAUCAAGUCCUGCACGAUAUGUCCUUUUCUAUCCCUCGCGGUUCCUGCACCGCUAUUGUCGGAUCAUCGGGGUCGGGAAAAUCCACAAUCGCUGCUCUCCUGCUCAAGCUCUACCCAACAAACCAGAAUGCCAACACCUUUCUUGCCUCCGAAGGUCGUGAUCUCACCAUCUCAGGUCAAAACAUCAAAACCCUGCACACGGGCUCCUUACGCUCACGCAUGGCCCUCGUUAGCCAAACACCCGUUCUCUUCCCCGGCACUAUCGCGCAAAACAUCGCAUACGCACUCUCUCCCUCGUGCCCAGAGUCGAGCAUGGAGAGUAUCCGCGCCGCAGCCGAUGCAGCAGGAGUCAGUGAAUUUAUCGACAGCCUGCCCAACGGGUACCACACGCUCGUUGGCGACGGCGGCACAGUCCUGAGCGGUGGCCAGGCGCAGAGAAUCGCCAUCGCGCGCGCACUAGUCCGGAACCCGGAUGUGCUCAUCCUGGACGAAGCAACGAGCGCAUUAGAUGUCGUGGCUGCGAACACAAUACGAGACACUGUCAAACGCCUCGUCUGCACAGACGAUCAAGACGAGGCCUUGAAUUCGCUGAAGAGCCCGCCGUUCGGCCCUAGCUCGAGGGCUGCUGGCUUCUGGGACGGUGAGAAGUGGGAGGGUGGAAGCCCCGGCUGGCUACGAGCGAGAGGUAAGGGGAGUAAAGGGAAGGAGAAGAGGAGACAGAUGACGGUCAUCAUCAUUACGCAUGCGAGGGAGAUGAUGAGUAUUGCGGGGCAUGUUGUCAUGCUGGACAAGGGCAAGGUGGUUGAGGAAGGUGGGUAUGCCGAGCUGAAGAGAAAGAAGGGCGGGGCGUUUGCGAGGCUGCUGAGGGGUGAGGCAGAGUAG